AUGCAGGAACAAUUCCAAUCCAUAAAAUAUCUUUCAUUGUCGGCCUACCAACUGUGCGAGCCCGAUGAGUAUACGUAUAAUACUAUAAUUAAUGGGUUAUGCAAAGCUGGAGAUAUUCUACAGGUAAUUGAUUUGCUCUGCUCAUUGGAAAAAGGAAAAGGGAACUGCAAACCCGAUGUCUAUGCUUACAGCAUAGUCAUUGAUAGUCAGUGCAAGGAAGGAAAGGUGGACGAAGCUCUCCAACUCUUUUCCACUUUGGGUGAUAAGGGGAUUUCACCAAAUGUCGUGACAUAUAGUUCAAUAAUAGAGGGGUUGUGCAAGCUGAGAAGAAUGGACGAGACUCAAGACAUUUUAAGGAAGAUGAUAGCUAAUAAGGUCUACCCAAAUGUGUGGACGUGUAGUAUCUUUGUGGAUGCUUGGUGCAGAGAUGGAAUGGUGGAAGAGGCUGAACAUAUGUUGGUAUCUAUGAAGAAGAUUGAUGUUCAACCCAACAUUGUCAUAUACAAUGCAUUGAUUGAUGGGUACUGUUUGCAAGGAAAAGUGGAUGAUGCCGAACGCAUUUUUCAAUUAGCAGUGAAUUCUGGAAUCAAUCCCGAUAUCAUAAGCUACACUAGCUUGAUGAACGGGUAUUGCAAAAUUGGGCGAGUUAAUAAAGUUUCGCGUAUUUUUAACGAAAUUCGCACCGAAGGGUUAGAGCGCGAUGUUAUUUGUUAUGGAAUAAUGCUAGAGGCGCUAUUUCGUGAAGGCAGAUGCCAGGAUGGCUUGAAUUUGUUCAAAGAGAUGCAAACUCUAGGAUUGUCUCCUGAUGUCAAGACUUACAAUAUCUUGUUGGAUGGUCUGUGUAAUGCUCAUCGUAUCACUGAAGCAUUUUCCAUAUUGCACACCAUGGAAGGUAAAUGCAUCGUUCCAGACAUAGUAACAUUCAAUAUUCUCAUUGAGGGAUUGUGCAACGACAACAAAGUCAGAGAAGCAAAAGAUCUAUUUGACAAACUUCCAUCCAAAGGUUUGCAGCCUGACGUCAUAACUUAUACAAUCCUUAUCGGUGCACUUUGUGAGGAAGGGCAGAUAGAGGAGGCUAAGGAUUUGAUGACGCAAAUGGUAAGCAACGAUUGCUUGCCUAAUAGUGUAACAUACAAUGUUUUUGUUCGAGGUCUUCUGAAAAUUAACAAGAUGCUUGAUGCAAUGCCACUUUUGGAAGAGAUGGAUUCAAGGGGAUUUACACUUGACAAAACUGCAUAUUCGAUGUUGAUUGAACAUGUUAAAAUGGAAGGUAGAGAUAGUGUUCUGGUUGAUAAGGUUAAGAAACUUUUACCGAAGGACUUCUAUUCUAGUUAGGUUUUAUGUUGUGUUUGUCGGUCAAGAAUUAUUACAAUAGAGCUUAAGGGGAAAGUACAUUUGCUUAUUUGUUUAUUUAAUCUUUAUGUUAUGAUGAUUUAAAAUGUUUCAAUUUUGUAGUUGUGAUGUUGUUUAUUUAAUCUCUAUGUUUUCUACAUAUAAUAAAGUGCCCCUCUCUCUCUCUCUCACCUAUGACACACACAUUUGUAGUAGUAGGCAAUGACACUGUGGGUGGAACUGUUGCUCAACUUCUGCAUUCAUUGUAUGUGCAAAUUGGAGCUACAUUUAAUUUAGUUUCACUAUGUAAGAAUUAUGUAUGUGAAAUCUUGAUUGAAAUCGAGAUCUCUCUCUGUUUUGUCUGAGCUUGUAAGUUGAUGUGUGGCGAUCUUUAAGUGAGCUUUGAACUCGAGGCCCUCCAAUACCUCCAGUGGUAUCUGAGGUUCAUUUUCAUCAUUGAAAACUGAGCAUCGAAAAUAAUAAGCAAUUUGUUUUCUUGGGGAGAAAAAAAGAAACACAGAAAAUGCAUCACCUUGAACAAGAACUGCCGCAAGAAACAGUAUGAAUAAGAACAAGUGAUGGAAGGGAUGUCAAUGGGAGAGAGAGAGAGAGGUUACUGCUGAGCUCUAUCUGUGUAUUAAUUGUUUUUCACUUGUCAAUAGUUUUUAACUGCCUCCUGUUUGGGAAGCACGACACAGAUUCUAAAGGAUAAGGGCAAUGUUCCUGUUUGAGGCAACACUGACCCCACCAAUCGAAGGCUAUAGCGAGAAGAUCAACGAGGCAACACGGAAGAGUGUUGAAGGGAAGAAGCGCAGAUGAUAAGAGAUGACUAACGGGCCUUCCAACGAUAGGGAGCUAGUUGUCUCUCGCUAUAAACCUUGUUGUGUUCUUGUAGUCGAGCAGAAAAGAGCUGGUGGGAGACAUCGAAGAAUUAAAGAAGAAGAUCACUGGUUCGGAGCAGAAUUCCUCGAAGAAGUCUGCCUGCGUGUUUCCUCGUCUCAACCUUAGAUAGACUGUUUUGUGUAAUCUGCAGAAGAUGCAACUAGUGUGUGUGAUGUAGAGUAGGCCCUUGUGUAUUUUGCCUUUGUUUCGACACAUGCAAAUAAUGUUCCAUUAAUUCUCAUUAAACAGCUUUGCUUGUUGAUUUUUGCUUAUA
Messenger RNA from Salvia miltiorrhiza (redroot sage), 2488 nucleotides. RefSeq names its product putative pentatricopeptide repeat-containing protein At1g12700, mitochondrial. Gene Ontology annotation, molecular function: protein binding. Bases 1 to 1335 code for a protein of 444 amino acids. Lineage: Eukaryota; Viridiplantae; Streptophyta; Magnoliopsida; Lamiales; Lamiaceae. The transcript is spliced from 3 exons. The record is from RefSeq and is a predicted model, not a curated record.